Cuscuta campestris is the source of this 4204-nucleotide messenger RNA. The record is from the annotation of a GenBank genome assembly. NCBI's taxonomy places the organism in Eukaryota, Viridiplantae, Streptophyta, Magnoliopsida, Solanales, Convolvulaceae.
CUCAUCAAAUUUCGCAGCAAAAUGGACAUUCUUUGACGCUCUCCCAGAUUAUCUUUAUCUAUUUGUUUAUCAUUCUCGAUAAAAUACGACGAGAAGCAUAAAAAAAAUUGGGUCUUGGUUAUCUUUCUCGCUUCUUCUUCUUCUUCCCUUCUUCUCUCGCAUCGAUCGAGCAGUUUUUUUAUACCGUGAACAGAGAUCCCUGUUCGUAUACCUCUGUGUUUCAACGAUUGUUCAGAUCUUCUUCGUCAUAUGCAGAACUCCUGUUUGUUUUCUGCGCAGAGCCAAUUCGGGUUUCUUUUCAUCUGAAUUUUAGCUAAGAAUUUGGGAUGACUUCUUCCCGUGUGCUCCACCGUUCUGAAUCUUCAAUCUUGAAUUAGGGUUUCGGCUCGAAUUGCGGGUUUGAAUCGUUGGAGAUGAUAAUCAAGCGGAGCCUGAAAUCGGUAAUGCCGAUUUUGAAGAGGUGCCGGGCUGAAGAGCCGGGCGGAGAUGAAGACGACGGCCAUAGGAAUCGGAAGAAGAGGAAGGUGAACAGUAAGAAUGGGUAUUACCCGCUGCAUCUGCUUGGGGAAGUCGCCGCUGGUGUAAUUCCCUUUCGUGGGUAUGGUCUACAGAGGAUUCUUGCAGAGGGAGGCAAGGCCUGUGCUGAGGAGACCGUGGUGGCUUCAUGGUGUACUGAGGUUUCAUGUUGCCAGGACGAGGCUGACUUGAAAUCUAAAGUGAAAGAGAGCAUCAAUAGAGUGCAGGAGGUUGCGAGGCCUCCACUUGUGAGGACUUCCAGAGGGCGGGUGCAAGCACUGCCCUCUCGCUUCAAUGACUCUGUUCUUGACAAUUGGAAGAAAGAGAAGAGUAAGGCUACAGUAAAAGACUUGACUUUGGACCCUGAGUUCAAUCCACAUAGAGAAAAAACCGGUUUGAAGAACAACUGUAAAAUUCGUAGUGAAAUUGGAAUUAAGAAGGGCCAUGAAGAUAAUCUGCACUACCAAUGCAGUAAGCGUUUGCCAUUUUUAGACUAUGAAGCAGUUGAAUUUGGUGUCAACAGGGCAAAAGGCUUUGAUGUUCGGAAGUUUUCUAGUUCCCGGAGUUCGCUAACACGUGGGCAUGAUCGUUGCUGGGGAGCAGAUAAGGCUCGGAAUGAUGACUUUGAGGAAUAUGCAGAACUAAGCUGUGUUGAUGCAUUGGCUAUGUGUGAGGGAGAGAGGGCGUCUCAUAGAUUUUUGCCUGAGAACUUUAACUCUGGUGACAUAGUUUGGGCAAUAUCUGGGAAACAUUGUCCUGCUUGGCCUGCAAUUGUCCUUGAUCCAAAAACACAAGUCCCCCCACAAGUUUCAAACUUUCAAGUUGCGAGAACGGUUUGUGUAAUGUUCUUUGGUUACUCUGGAAACGGGACUCAGAGGGAUUAUGCUUGGAUUCGGCGUGGAAUGAUAUUUCCCUUUCUUGAUUAUGUGGACAGGUUUCAGGGACAGACCAGCUUGAAUGAUAGCACCCCUGAUGACCUUCGGUCUGCCAUUGAGGAAGCAUUUCUAGCGGAAAGUGGCUUUAAUGAGAUGUUGAUGGUUGAAAUCAAUGCGGCUGCUGGAAAUCUUGAUUAUCUCCAGUCUAUUACUAGAGGGGCUGUUGAGGUAUCUGUUUCAAAUCAAGAUCUUGAGUGCAAUACGCUUAACAAGGAUUUGUUGAUGAAAAAUGGAGAUUCAUGUGAGGCAUGUGGUUCAUAUAUGAUUCCUAAAGUGCCCAGGAAAGUAAAUGAUUUGGCUCCUGGCAGCCACCGCUUAUGCACUGCUUGUACACGGCUGAAGAAAAGUAAACAUUUUUGUGGCAUUUGCAAGAAGAUUCGUAAUCCCUCUGAUAGUGGUACAUGGGUACGCUGUGAUGGUUGCAAAGUUUGGGUGCAUGCUGAGUGUGACAAAAUUUCAAGCAGUAAUUUCAAGGAACUAGGAAACGCAGAUUACUAUUGUCCUGAAUGCAAAGCGAGAUUUAAUUUUGAACUAUCUGACUCGGACAAUAUGAAUUCUAAAUCCAAAUAUAACAAAAAGGACAGCCAAGUUGUGCUACCUGAUAAGGUUUCUGUUGUCUGUGCUGGUGUAGAUGGAAUUUAUUUUCCAAGACUUCAUCUAGUUGUCUGCAAAUGUGGGUUUUGCGGAACAGAAACGCAGGCCCUUAGUGAAUGGGCACGUCAUACAGGUUCGAAAACAAAAGAUUGGAAGACCAGUGUCAAGGUGAAAGAUUCUUUGCUACCGCUGGAGCAAUGGAUGCUACAGAUAGCAGCAUAUCACGAACGGAGUGUUAUUCCAUCCAAACCUAUUAAACGUCCACCGUUGAAAGUUCGAAGGCAGAAACUUCUCUCUUUUCUUCAAGAAAACUAUGAGCCCGUUUAUGCGAAGUGGACAACAGAAAGAUGUGCAGUAUGUCGAUGGGUUGAAGAUUGGGACUAUAACAAAAUCAUCAUUUGCAAUAGGUGUCAAAUAGCUGUGCAUCAAGAAUGCUAUGGAGCACGAAAUCACCGUGAUUUCACAUCAUGGGUUUGUAGAGCAUGUGAGACACCUGAUAUCGAGCGGGAGUGUUGCCUUUGUCCUGUGAAAGGGGGUGCUUUAAAACCCACAGAUGUGGCCCCAUUGUGGGUUCAUGUUACUUGUGCUUGGUUUCAACCUGAAGUGUGCUUUGCUAGUGAUGAGAAAAUGGAACCAGCUGUUGGAAUCUUGAGAAUUCCUUCAAAUUCAUUUGUUAAGAUAUGUGUUGUGUGCAAGCAAAUACAUGGUUCCUGCACACAAUGUUGCAAGUGUUCCACCUAUUAUCAUGCUAUUUGUGCAUCAAGGGCAGGUUACCGCAUGGAGCUGCAUUGCAUGGAGAAAAAUGGGAAACAAGUAACAAAAAUGGUUUCAUAUUGUGCAUACCACAGGGCUCCAAAUCCUGAUACCGUUUUAAUCAUACAUACUCCAAAAGGAGUCUUCUCUGCUAGAAGCCUCGCUCAGACCAAACACACAGGUUCACGAUUAAUUGCAACAACCAGAUUGGAACUUGAGGAAAUUCCAGCUGCUGAGGGUGAUGAAAUUGAACCAUUUUCAGCAGCAAGAUGUCGUGCCUUUAAACGCCUGAGGAAUAAGACAACAGGAGAAGAAGCCAUUUUCCACCGAGUGAUGGGUCCACGUCGUCAUUCUUUUGCUAAAAUACGCAGCUUGAAUCCAAUAAAAGAAGCAGAGGAGCCUAAAACAUUCUCUACUUUUAGGGAGCGGCUUCGCCAUUUACAGAGAACAGAAAACGAUCGAGUUUGCUUUGGCCGUUCUGGGAUACACAGAUGGGGUCUUUUUGCGCGCCGAAGCAUCCCAGAAGGAGAGAUGGUUCUUGAGUAUCGUGGUGAGCAGGUCAGGCGAAGUAUUGCUGAUCUGAGGGAGACAAAAUAUCGAAUUGAGGGGAAAGACUGCUAUCUUUUUAAGAUAAGUGAAGAGGUUGUGGUGGAUGCCACUGAUAAGGGGAACAUUGCACGCUUGAUAAACCAUUCAUGCAUGCCAAACUGCUAUGCAAGGAUUAUGAGUGUUGGUGAUGAUGAAAGCCGGAUUGUACUAAUCGCAAAGACGAAUGUGUCUGCUGGUGAUGAGCUAACGUAUGAUUACUUGUUUGAUCCUGAUGAAUGUGAUGAGUUCAGAGUUCCUUGCCGCUGUAAAGCUCCAAAUUGCAGAAAGUUCAUGAAUUAGCUUAACAUGGUUUCGUUUCUUCUUUCUUUUUCUCCUCGAGAAGGAGCUCUAACCGUCUUCCUUGGCUCCCUCACGUCGUCAUAGUAACAUACCAGUACAUCAUUCUGUAAUAAUUAAUCUCUUUAUUUAUUUAUUUAUUCUUUUUUGUCAUUUUUAGGUAGGUGGAGGGGGGAGGCUUGGUUGUUAAUAUUGUUCUCUUUUUGCGUUCUUUUUUUCGGGGCUUAUUCAAUUAUUAUAGGCUAAAAGGUUGGGUCGAGGCGUUUUGUAUAGAUCGGUUGUUUAUUGUGACUGAAUGCUAAUGUGAUCAGUUUUCACUUACAGAGAGAAUAUAGUGGAUAAUUUAAAUGGAGACGGAUGGAGCAUGUGAUAAUGCCCCACGUGAUAAUGACCUGCAAGAUUCCAAUACUUUUCCUACCCACCUUUUUUUGGGACUGAUGGAUAUCGGCUAGCCAUUGGGCCGAGGAAGGCCCAAGAGUCCCAUUGCGACCGCCCAAUAUGAGUAAAGCGCUUGGUGCCCA